Messenger RNA from Gregarina niphandrodes, 921 nucleotides. RefSeq names its product ribonuclease HII. The record is from RefSeq and is a predicted model, not a curated record. Gene Ontology annotation, biological process: DNA replication, removal of RNA primer; mismatch repair. The coding region runs from base 1 to 921 and encodes 306 amino acids. Gene Ontology annotation, molecular function: RNA-DNA hybrid ribonuclease activity; RNA binding. NCBI's taxonomy places the organism in Eukaryota, Apicomplexa, Conoidasida, Eugregarinorida, Gregarinidae. The transcript is spliced from 2 exons. Gene Ontology annotation, cellular component: ribonuclease H2 complex.
AUGCCAAGAGGCAGUUAUGAACAGACUUUCUUGCCCAAGUAUGACUUCGUGAUUGGCGUAGAUGAAGCAGGCCGGGGGCCUCUAUGCGGUCCUGUUACUACGGCGGCUUUUUGCUGGUAUGAUUACGGGACUAUACAGGAUUAUGAUUGGACGGGAAAGAUCAACGACUCAAAACAGAUCAAAGAAGACGACCGGGAAAAAUUAUAUGACUCCAUCAAGGAUUCAAGCAUCGACAAGAAGUACAGUUUCGAUUUAUACGAUUGUGGUGCGGAUGAGAUAGAUAGAAUUAAUAUUCUUGCAGCGACUUUGGAAUCAAUGAAGAAAGCGGUGUAUAAGGUGAUGACCCGUAUAAUAGAUGAUCAUAAGGACAUGUGUAAUAUAAAGAUGAAGGUGUUGGUGGACGGUGAUAAGGUUCCUCCUGGGUUGGAGUACAUGCGGGGAAGUUCCCUUUUUGCUCUACCGGUUCAGAUCCAGGCAGUGACCGUUUCAGCGAUUAUUAAAGGUGACGCUAAAGUAUUUUCUAUAGGUGCGGCUAGCAUUGUGGCCAAGGCCCACAGAGACCGGGUGAUGCGCCGUUAUGCAGUCGAAUAUAAAGGAUAUGAUCUUGAGACCAAUAAGGGUUAUGGAACUGAGUUUCAUCGGAAAGCAAUUGCUCAUAUUGGACCAUCAUUCAUUCAUAGGUUGAGCUUUGAACCAUGUUAUUCCUGUAUUGCUACCGGUACCUUUUCAGUGCCAUCGGGAAGGAAUUGGCUGGAUGUAGAAAACCUCAAAACGGUUACCACUGUUAAGGAGAAUAAAAGACAACCAAAUCAAAAGGUCAAGAAACUUCCACUCAAAACCAGAAAACCACUACCUAACAAGUCCCACUCGGGACUUGCUAAUAACAAGAAAAAUCUUAGAACCAAAGUCAAUAGAUAUUAA